GAUGAGAUGUGAUAUUUAUUGUGAAGAGAGAGGAUGAGGAAACAGUUUUAAGUUGAUAGUUUCAUUUACGAUCAAACAAUAAUCAUCCCUUUUUUUAAAAAGUUCAAAUAAUCAAACCAAUCAAACCAACAAUCAAAUCAAAUUACAAUAAAACCUACAAACAAUCAGUUUUCCCUAAACCAACCAGUAUGAUGAUAAUCAACCAAUAACUAUCAUCAUCAUAAUCAAAAUAUCAUUAAGAAUCAACAUAUACACCGAAAAGAAAAACUGACUUCGAACCCAUUGAAAUUGUGUGAAUCAAGUUAACCAAUUUACUGUGAAUAUUUUUUUGUUGUUCAUCAAUUGUGAGUAAAAUUAAUAUCUUAUAUGAAAUGGAAUUGACCAAAUCAACAACAACAACAUCAACAAAUGAAUCAACAAUUACAUCAAUAACUAGCACUCGAAAUACCCGAAAUAACAACAACAACAACAAGAUAACUACACCAAAUACAACCAUGAAUGAUUCAAAUAACGGAAGUGAUUCAAGAAAAAAGCCCCAAUUGUUUCAUUCUGUUAGUAUAAUUGUUGAACCAGUUUAUGAUGAUGAUGAUUCUUGUAGCAUACCCUUAGUAUUAACUCCCAAUGAGGUUGUUGUUACAUCAACAGCAGGGAGUGAAUCAACAAUAAUACCCUCAUCAGUAUCACCCACAAGUCCAAUAUUGGAUUAUGAUGAUUUUAUCUUUGAGAGCCAACGAAAGAAAAGUCAAGAGGAAGAUGAAAUUGUUCAAGCUCUAAUGGCAAAUGCUCAACUUCGAAAGGAGGAAUUUGCUCGAUUAUUGGAAGAACAUGCCCAAUUGGUGAACGAAAUUAAUCGAGCUGAAACAACACUCUUAUGAUUAGAUGGAAAGAUCAACACUCAUCCACCCAUCGGAACCCACAAGUGAACCAACCGGAUAGGAUUUUAAGCGAAAAUUAAAUUUCCCAUUGGAAAACAUGAAGAAAAACCAACAACAAUUAACAUCAAUACCAAUUAGUUAAUCAACUUGGGGCUAGGGAUCAACAGAUACAUUUAUCCACACUUAUUACCAGUCACAAUUAAAUAAUGAUUUGAUUACCAACAACCAAAUUAUAACAUCGCUCUAAUCAAAAUUACAGAAAAACAAAAUUAUUAACAAAAAAAAAGUUUCACUCUCUCUCUUCCUGAUCUUUUAUCUUCCUCUCCCAUUGAUAUUAAUAUACAAUUAAUGUUUUAAUUGUAAAACAAAUUAUAAUUAACUAUUAAUAAUUAUCGUAACUCCGUGUCCAAAAAAAAUUCAAGAAAAUUAUGAAAAAUCAAACAAUUAAAUUACCAAAACAAACAAAAGUAAAUGAUUAUAUCGCCUAAAUGAAAACAAGUCCAAAUCCUUUCAAUUUUCAAUUGUAUUAUUAUCACUUCCGUUUCCUGUAUCUCUCUCACCAUUCCCAUUAUCCAAUCUGAAUAUAUAAUUAAUUAUCUUAAUUAUUGUUAUA
Molecule: messenger RNA, 1488 nt
Organism: Panonychus citri (citrus red mite)
Lineage: Eukaryota; Metazoa; Arthropoda; Arachnida; Trombidiformes; Tetranychidae
Product: dual specificity protein kinase splB-like
Exons: 3
Coding region: 372-875 (167 amino acids)
Source: RefSeq, a predicted model, not a curated record